This is a messenger RNA of Rhagoletis zephyria (snowberry fruit fly), 887 nucleotides long. RefSeq names its product transmembrane protein 223. Gene Ontology annotation, cellular component: mitochondrion. Lineage: Eukaryota; Metazoa; Arthropoda; Insecta; Diptera; Tephritidae. The record is from RefSeq and is a predicted model, not a curated record. Gene Ontology annotation, biological process: nervous system development.
AAACAGCUGUUCGCUAAUUCUUUUUAUACAAAAAAAAAUGUUGAGGUUAACGCAGUUGCGUAUUGUAUACAGCAGAUAUUUUGCAGAAUGAGUAAUUUAUUAAAUAUUACCGUUAAUGGGAUUAGCAAUAUAUUUCGAAACAGCACUUUUCGCUUACUUCAUCGGUUACCAACUGUUGUGCCGUCAGUAAAACAGGCAUCCAGUCCACAGAAAUUAACAUUCUUCAAUAGAUCCAUUAAUGUUCUACUAAGAGCACCGGCGCGUAAUCGUUGUACUCCAGCCUACGAUGUCAACACGAACGUUACAAAGGAUGUAAUACUUUUUAAAUAUGAGAAUCCCAAAUACUACAAUGUACUGAACAUUUUUGCGCUUUGUCAAUUUGUUUUUUGGACAUACCUGUCGCAUUUUGCAUUUACAACGCUCAAAGAUGCACCCGUAGAGGAAAUACCUGGCGAGGAGCUAGCAUGGUAUCUACGUAUUAACCUCGGAGAGAAUAAAUAUAGAAAUGGCAUAACCAUCGUUUGCUUUCUUAUAGGCUAUGGUAUUCUUUGCGCCGCCUGGUUGUUCACAUUGCGUUCCGUGCGUUACCUUAUUCUUCGAAAAGGCGGAAAAGACCUUGCAUUCGUAACUUAUGGUCCUUUUAACAGAAAUCGGAUACUGACGGUGCCGUUGAAAUUUGUUUCAGCUCAAGAGUCUCGCGAAAUGGCACGCUCACAACUACCGAUCAAGGUGAAAAACCGUGCACUUUAUUAUGUACUCGACAUGCGAGGAGAAUUUCGGAAUCCACAACUAUUUGAUUACACAGCGGGUUUGAAGCGUCGUAUUGAUUAGAAUAAAUGUAUUGCUAGUUUUAUGGCUUAGUGAAUAAAAAUGUUUAUUCAAUUUCA